Tripterygium wilfordii is the source of this 752-nucleotide messenger RNA. RefSeq names its product 2-hydroxy-palmitic acid dioxygenase MPO1-like. The record is from RefSeq and is a predicted model, not a curated record. Gene Ontology annotation, cellular component: endoplasmic reticulum. The transcript is spliced from 4 exons. Gene Ontology annotation, biological process: sphingoid catabolic process. Lineage: Eukaryota; Viridiplantae; Streptophyta; Magnoliopsida; Celastrales; Celastraceae. Bases 98 to 709 code for a protein of 203 amino acids.
GUGGUGACCAGGGUCAUACUUCCCCUUUUCUCAAUCUCAGAUCUCUUUUAUCUUCACUUUCCCGGAAAAAAUUUCACAUUUCCUCGAGAAAAUCCAGAUGGGUAAGGCGGGGCUGCUUGAUCUGGAGAAUCAUUUUGUGUUUCACGGAACCUAUCACAAGAACCCAAUUAACGUUUUGAUGCAUACCUUGUUUGUUUGGCCGAUAAUCUUCUCUACUCUUGUUGUUCUUAACUUCGUACCUCCUCUUUUUAGUAUCUCGCAUACCGGGUUCAUCCCAUCAGGGUUUCUUGAUCAAGGCUUGGUAUUGAAUUUGGGUUUCUUCUUGACUAUAAUCCACGCCUUGACUUUUAUUUGUUUGGAUAAGAAAGCCGGGUCUUUAGCUGCUUUGCUCUUUCUUGCUUGUUGGGUUGGUGCCAGUUCUCUUGCGGCGAGACUUGGGUUCUCUCUGGCUUGGAAGGUUGUUCUGCCUGCACAGUUGUUCUGUGGGACUGGACUGUUUCUAGGCCAUGGAGUAUUUGAGAAACGGGUUUCCACUCGUUUGGACAACUUUAUUCAAGCCCUUGUGAUGGAACCUUUCUUUGUAGUGCUGGAGGUCCUGCAAACAUGUUGCGGCUAUGAACCGUAUCCGGGGUUCCAUGCAAGUGUAAAAGCAAGAAUUGAAGCUGAACUCAAGGAAUUUGAGGAUAGAAAACAGAAGAAGAUUUCUUAGAUGAAAUGAUCAACUUGAGCAAGCUCAUUGUGUAACAAUUCAA